AUGGUCACCCCAAUCAUCUGGAAAGAACUAAUAAAAUUGCAAAGAAUCAACGUAGACCAUCAGAAAAUCCACGUAGAGGAGUUCUCCACACACAUGCAGUGCUUCAGAUGCUUACAGUUCGGCCACAGCAAAAACCACUGCACGGCGGAAACCCAGCCGUGCUCCCACUGCUCCGAACAAAAUCAUUCCUUUGCAAACUGUCCUAAUAAAAAAGACCAAACAAAAAUCAACUGCUUCAACUGUGCCAACCACAACGAAAGAUACAAAUUAAAUCACGAUACCAAACACUCCGCCACCUCCAACUCUUGCCCAAUAGUUAAAUCUAUGAUCCACCGAGCUGCUCAGAAAACCGAUUAUGGAUAC
This is a messenger RNA of Iphiclides podalirius (scarce swallowtail), 363 nucleotides long. NCBI's taxonomy places the organism in Eukaryota, Metazoa, Arthropoda, Insecta, Lepidoptera, Papilionidae. The record is from the annotation of a GenBank genome assembly.